AUGACAAUUACUGUGCCAUUCAAGCAAAUCGAUGUUUUCACUGCUGUUCCAUUCAAAGGGAACCCUGUAGCAGUAGUAAACUUUUUAGAGACACCUGAAGCAGAAGUGACUACGCAACAAUUACAAUCCAUUGCUAAAUGGACCAAUCUAUCUGAAACCACCUUCCUUUUUGCACCAUCCAAUAAAGAAUACAAUUACAAAUUGAGAAUCUUUACACCAGCAGCUGAAUUACCAUUUGCCGGUCAUCCAACGAUCGGUUCGUGUAGAGCGUACCUUGAAUUUACUAAUCAAUUGAAUUCAGGACCUCAAACAAUUUUACAAGAAUGUGGUGUAGGUAUUGUCCCAUUAAAAUUCGAUGAAGAAGGGAAAAUUUCAUUUCAAGCUAAAAAGACAGAAGUUGAAGAAAUUUCACGAGAAACUGCUAGUGAUUAUGCUAAGGCAUUAGGCAUUCAUGCUAUUGAACCACCUAAGUUAUUACAAGUGGGACCAGCAUGGGUGGUAUAUUUAGUUUCUAAUGCUGAAGCUGUCAUUGAUUUAAAUCCUGAUUUCAAUUUUUUGAAACAAGUGUCUGAUAAGGCGGGUCAUACUGGUGUUAUUUUAGCAGGUUCAAAGAAUGAUGGUAAUUCUGGGGAACAAUAUGAGAUGAGAGCAUUCUAUUGUCCAACCAUUAGUGUCCUGGAAGAUCCAGUAUGUGGUAGUGGAUGUGUUGCAUUAUUGAGAUAUCUACAAGAAAUUAAAAACUACCAAAAGACGACGUUAGUCAAUGUUACUCAAGGUAUAAGAUUAUGUAGAGAUGGUCAUCUUAGGGGACGUAUUGAAAUUGAUGAAAAAACCAGUCAAAUUUCUUAUCAUGUCGGUGGAGAUGCUGUGACUGUUAUCAAUGGUCAAAUUUCUAUUUGA
Naumovozyma dairenensis CBS 421 is the source of this 900-nucleotide messenger RNA. It is a transcript of the gene YHI9, whose product is annotated as Yhi9p. Bases 1 to 900 code for a protein of 299 amino acids. Gene Ontology annotation, molecular function: isomerase activity. The record is from RefSeq and is a predicted model, not a curated record. Gene Ontology annotation, biological process: biosynthetic process. Gene Ontology annotation, cellular component: cytoplasm. The transcript has a single exon. NCBI's taxonomy places the organism in Eukaryota, Fungi, Ascomycota, Saccharomycetes, Saccharomycetales, Saccharomycetaceae.